Molecule: messenger RNA, 2573 nt
Organism: Centropristis striata (black sea bass)
Lineage: Eukaryota; Metazoa; Chordata; Actinopteri; Perciformes; Serranidae
Gene: ugt2b3
Product: UDP glucuronosyltransferase 2 family, polypeptide B3
Exons: 7
Coding region: 49-2262 (737 amino acids)
Molecular function (GO): UDP-glycosyltransferase activity
Source: RefSeq, a predicted model, not a curated record
UUAAAAAGGGAUCCAGCAGCAGAGAUCUCACCCUAACAAACUGGCAUCAUGAAGCUCAGACAGCGUCUCUCUGUUGGUGUCCUGCUGCUACUUUGUGUGACACAGAGCACAAAUGGAGGAAACAUCUUGGUGUGGUACACUGAAGGCAGCCACUGGAUCAACAUGAAGCCUGUGCUGGACACACUGGUGGACAGGGGUCACCAGGUGACGGUUCUUGUCCCGAGCACGUCUAUGUUCAUGAACGCUAGUGAGCCUUCUCGCUUCAGCUAUGAACCCUUCAACGUAUCCGUCUCAUUGGCGGUGGUGGAGGAGUUUUUUGAGGAGUUCCUUCGUUUCUCCAUGUACGAGAUGGAUCAUAUGAGCUAUUUGCAGAUUUACAUCAAAUACAUGGAUCUAAUGAGGACCGACCUGCAGUUUUCUUUAAAGUUUAUGGACGGCUUGAUGAAAUCAGAAACCAUCAUGAAGAAGCUGAAGGAGGGGAACUAUGACCUUUUCCUCUCUGACCCUAUCUACCCCGGCAGUGACUUACUAGCAGAGCUUCUGGGACUCCCCAUGGUCCUCUCCCUACGCUUUUCCCUUGCACAUAACUGGGAGAGGAUGUGUGGUCAGCUACCUGCUCCUCCUUCCUAUGUCCCCGGGGCCAUGAGUAAACUGACCGACAAGAUGGACUUCUCGGAGAGAGUGUGGAACUUCCUCUUCUAUGCACUGCAGGAUAUCGUGAUAUAUGACGUUUUUUGGAAAGAACUCGACAGAUAUUACACCGAAAUCAAAGGCAGCCACUGGAUUAACAUGAAGCCUGUGCUGGACACACUGGUGGACAGGGGUCACCAGGUGACGGUUCUUGUCCCGAGCACGUCUAUGUUCAUGAACGCCAGUGAGCCUUCUCGCUUCAGCUAUGAACCCUUCAACGUGUCUGUCUCAAAAGAAACCAUUGAGGAGUUUUUUGAGGAGUUCCUUCGCACCACCAUAUACGAGAUGGAAGAUAUGAGCUACGUGCAGUUUUCCCUCAAAUUCAUAGAUCUGAUGAAAGUCAACCUGCAGAUUUCUUUGAAGUUUUUGGACGGCGUGAUAAAAUCAGAAACCAUCAUGAAGAAGCUGAAGGAGGGGAGAUAUGACCUUCUCCUGGCUGACCCCAUCUACCCCGGCAGUGACUUAGUAGCAGAGAUUUUAGACAUUCCCCUGGUUAUCUCCCUCCGCUUAUCCAUAGCCCACACCUGGGAGAGACACUGUGGUCAGCUACCUGCUCCUCCUUCCUUUGUCCCCGGCGUUAUGAGCAAACUGACCGACAAGAUGGACUUCUCAGAGAGAUUGCGGAACUUCCUCAACUAUGCACUGCAAGACAUGAUGAUGGAUAACUUCAUUUGGAAAGAAAUUGAUAAAUAUUACACAGAAAUUAAAGGAACACCCACUAGUGCCUGUGAGACUAUGGGAAAAGCAGACAUCUGGUUGAUACGAACCUACUGGGAUUUCGAUUUCCCUCGUCCUUUCCUUCCUAACUUCAAAUUUGUUGGUGGGAUUCACUGCAGACCUGCUGAACCUUUACCAGAGGAUAUGGAAGAGUUUGUGCAGAGCUCUGGAGACGCUGGUAUCGUGGUCUUCACUUUGGGAUCGUUCAUUAAGAACAUCACUUCAGAGAGGGCAAACAUGAUCGCCUCGGCCCUCGCUCAGAUCCCACAAAAGGUGCUAUGGAGAUACAGUGGAGAGAAACCAAAGACUCUUGGUGCCAACACCAGAACAUAUGACUGGAUCCCUCAGAAUGACCUACUGGGUCACAACAAAACCAGAGCUUUUGUCACCCAUGGUGGCACAAAUGGGAUUUAUGAGGCCAUCUAUCACGGAGUUCCCAUGGUGGGAAUCCCCUUCUUCGCUGACCAGCCGGACAACAUGGUUCAUAUGAAAACUAAGGGAGCUGCACUUUUCCUAGAGUUGAAUUUAAUGAAGAGUGACGACCUUAGAGAUGCAAUCCAUACAGUCAUCAAUGAGAAAUCGUAUAAAGAGAAUGCCAUGAGGCUGUCCAGUAUCCACCACGACAGACCAAUGAGUCCCCGGGACGAGGCAGUAUUCUGGAUCGAGUUCACCAUGAGAAACAAAGGGGCCAAGCAUCUGAGGGUCCAGGCCCAUGAGCUCACCUGGUACCAGUACCACAGCCUGGAUGUUGUGGCCUUCCUCUUUGCCAUCGAUCUCUUCCUUAUAUACCUCUUUAUCAAGACCUGCAGUUUCUGCCUCCGGAGGUGCUGUGGCAGAAAGCAAAAGACAGAGUAACUGUUUAACUUUAAAUGUUGCUGGUUAAAAACACUUGCAGCGUGUCUUGUAGUACAACCACAAUGGUCAUGAAUGUGAUUUUUGGCUUGGGGGCAGCAAGUGUCUGUACUGUGAAACAACAAACUAAGGCAUUUUAUCUUAUUUGUAUUUUUUAUUUCCAUUUCCCUGUUUUAAUUGACUGUUUUCAAUUGUGUUUUCCUGUUUUUAAUGUUUAUGUAAAGCACUUUGAAUUACCUUGUGUUGACUUGUGCUAUACAAAUAAACUUGCCUUGCAAAAAUGUAAAAGAUUAGAAAAAGAUACUCUUCCCUCG